Molecule: messenger RNA, 777 nt
Organism: Sparassis crispa
Lineage: Eukaryota; Fungi; Basidiomycota; Agaricomycetes; Polyporales; Sparassidaceae
Product: Deoxyribose-phosphate aldolase
Exons: 4
Coding region: 1-777 (258 amino acids)
Biological process (GO): carbohydrate catabolic process; deoxyribonucleotide catabolic process
Cellular component (GO): cytoplasm
Molecular function (GO): deoxyribose-phosphate aldolase activity
Source: RefSeq, a predicted model, not a curated record
AUGUCGCUUCCAGCAGAGCCGAACACCGUCUCCGCCGUUGCGAGGCUCAUCGACCACAGUCUGCUGCACCCCACCAUGACCGAUGCAGAGGUGCAGCAUGGUCUUGAUAUUUCGCGGAAGUACCACGUCGCGACGGCGUGUAUCAAGCCAUAUUCCAUCCCACAAGCGAUGGAGACGCUCAAAGGGACAGGGGUGGGGAUCUGCGUCGUCAUCGGCUUUCCGCACGGGAACAGCACGACCACCGUCAAGGUCUUCGAGGCGACCGAAGCGAUGGACACACUCCAGACAUUCGUGCGCGCGGGCGGGGAGGCCGGUGGGCCAGGGCUUGCGGAGAUCGACAUGGUCGUGAACGUCGGCAAGGUCCUCUCAGGCGAGUGGGGCUACGUUGAGCACGAGAUCGCCGCGAUCGAUGCUGCCGUCGUUGCGCGCGGCGGGGGCGUGAAGGUUAUCUUCGAGAACGACUUCCUCCAACACUCACACAUCGCACACCUCGCAGAGAUCUGUGCGCGCGUCGGCGUCAAGUUCGUCAAGACGAGCACAGGCUUCGGGUUCGUCAAGGACGCAGGCGGAGGGUAUCAUUAUCGCGGCGCGCAGGUCGAGCAUAUCCAGACCAUGCGGGCGGGCGUGGGCGAGAAGGUGCAGAUCAAGGCAGCGGGCGGGAUCAGGACGCUUGAUCAGCUCCUGGCGGCGUAUCGUGCAGGCGCGACGAGGAUAGGCGCGACUGCGACAGAGGCCAUGCUCUCGGAGGCGCGGGCCCGGGGCUGGCCGGAGAAUUAG